AUGGGGAAGAAAAAGAAGCUCCAAAAGUCUCUACGGAUCUGUCUUUCCAAGAUCAAGAAGGUCCCAUCUCAACUCAGCAUGCAGAGUUCGUCGGCAGGUCGUCCCGCCGCCUCCGCCUCGGCCACCAGUUGGAUUCUCUCGGCAUGUAAGCAUCCCAAAACGCCUUCCUUCGCCGUCGACCGCGAUCGCCACCCGGACGACGACGACAGAGUCAGCGGCUGCGGAGCCGUUGACCCUGCUGCCACGCUCUCCGACGUCGACCGUUUCCUCUACGAGAAUUUCAACUCUCUCUGUUCCCGCCGGCACGACGAAGAAGAAGAAGAAGAGGAGGAGGCGACCCGCCCGGCCACCGGGUUCCACUCCUCUGAGCGCUUCUUCGUGUCGCCCGGCUCCUCAAGCUCCCUCCACGACGAGACCGGCCGGCGGUCGACCUCGACCUCGCCGCCGUCGGGUUCGUCUCAGAGGAAGGCGGAGGAGGUGCCGGGCGGCGGGGUGGCGGUGACGACGUUCUCCAAGGACCCGUACGAGGAUUUCCGCCGCUCGAUGCAGGAGAUGAUGGAGGCUCGCCACGGGGUGGGCACCGGCCAGCCGCUGGAUUGGGACUUCAUGGAGGAGCUCCUGUUCUGCUACCUGGAGCUCAACGACCGGAGCGUCCACAAGUACAUCUUGAGGGCCUUCACCGAGCUCGCCGUAGCCUUCCGCCGCCAAAACAGCAGGAGGAGAGCUCCGCCGGAGAAUAACAGCGACAAGGCGAAGAUGAAAUAUUAUUCAAAGAAGGAUCGCAUGGUGGACGUGAAGCCCCGUUCUCCCGCCGGCGACUAG
Molecule: messenger RNA, 822 nt
Organism: Zingiber officinale
Lineage: Eukaryota; Viridiplantae; Streptophyta; Magnoliopsida; Zingiberales; Zingiberaceae
Product: transcription repressor OFP14-like
Exons: 1
Coding region: 1-822 (273 amino acids)
Biological process (GO): negative regulation of DNA-templated transcription
Source: RefSeq, a predicted model, not a curated record